AUGGCGCCCUCUGUCACUAUCGACAAUGCCUCUGAUUUCGCUCCGAGCUCCGCUCACCCCACCAAACCCUCUGGCCGCACGUUGCUCCUAGCCCCGCCGUCCAUAUCAGCGCACCCCGAAGCGCUCAACCGCGUAUUCGAGGCCCAUGAUCGCAGCGUCACGGAUAUUCAGAUGCUCGAUCGCCUCGCUCUUGGCCUUGUCGCACUUCCUUCCGCCACCUACGAUACUGUCCUCUUGCUCACCGACGCUGAUGGCUCACGGACCAAGAGCCAGAAGCUCUUCGACAGAGACGUCAUAGGCAAGGUGGCCCAGGCGCUUAAGUCGGGAGGCAAACUUCGCAGCCAGGACGGGAACUUUGGCGUAGACGGCGCGGAGAAAACGGAGGCGAUUCUUGCUGGAUUGGUCCAGGAAGGCACAGAUGGCUUCAGCAAGCCCGACCAGAGUGCGGAGCAGUCUGUUCCUUUGCGCUUCGGAAAGAAAGCGAAUGCUGCUGCGAACGGUGCCGUUCCUCUGCAGCUUAAUGGAAAGAGAAAGAGCAUAUCCCAGGAGCCAGCAAAGCCAUCAGGUGUAGGCUUUGUGGAUUUCAGCGAUGAUUUUGGAGUCCCUAUGGUUACCGGCGAGGAGGAUGACGACCUCAUCGACGAGGAUGAGCUGUUAACUGAGGAGGACAAGACGCGCCCCAUGAUGCCCCCACCUGAGUGUCGCCCCAAGGUCGGAAAGAAGCGUCGCGCUUGCAAAGACUGCACCUGCGGCCUUGCGCAACAGAUCGAGGCGGAAGACGCAGCCAAGCGUGCUGAAGCUGACAGCGCCCUUGACACCAUGAAACUGGGCGCUGACGACCUCGCCGAAGUCGACUUCACGGUCCAGGGCAAGGUCGGUAGCUGCGGCAAUUGCGCUUUGGGAGAUGCGUUCCGCUGUGAUGGCUGCCCGUACAUUGGACUGCCUGCGUUCAAACCAGGCGAGGAGGUCCGCCUUGUCAACAACGACGUCCAGCUGUAA
Aplosporella prunicola CBS 121167 is the source of this 999-nucleotide messenger RNA. RefSeq lists its product as uncharacterized. Gene Ontology annotation, molecular function: iron-sulfur cluster binding. Bases 1 to 999 code for a protein of 332 amino acids. Gene Ontology annotation, biological process: iron-sulfur cluster assembly. The record is from RefSeq and is a predicted model, not a curated record. NCBI's taxonomy places the organism in Eukaryota, Fungi, Ascomycota, Dothideomycetes, Botryosphaeriales, Aplosporellaceae. Gene Ontology annotation, cellular component: cytoplasm. The transcript is spliced from 2 exons.